UUUACCCAUCACCAUUCAACGAGAUAGCAUGGGCAACUCGAGUCGGUCGUCGUUGCGACAACAUGGCAAAGUGAUCCACCUGCGAGCACAUGAUGCCGGCGAGGACGUGGACCUGGACCUGCUGUCCGAGUAUUCGUUUGGCCUUGCCAUGGACCACGAAGUCCAGCACUACAUGCCGCCGCAGUUGCCGCUGCUGCCCAUGCUGACCAAGGCGCGCAUCGACAUUUGCACGCGAACGUGGGACAAAAUUCGGACGGCGGGCACGGAAAAGAUGAAGAGCUAUGGCAAACCGGGCAUCGUGCUGUUCUACGACGAGUUCUUCUACCGCCUCUUCCAGCGCGACUCGACGUUCCGGACCGUGUUUGCCAACGCCAAGGAGCGCGCAGAGGUGCUCAUCAAGGCACUGAUGUUCAUGCUGAGCAUGCGCGGCGACUCGCCCCAGAGCAUCGCCAACAUGCAGAACCGGUGCCGGUUCCUCGGCCACAAGCACCGCGGGUUCCCGCUCGUCCGGCCCCACCACUUUGCCACGUACACCAUGACGGCCAUCGAAGUCAUGAUGUACUGGAUGGGCGACGAAGCGUCCGUUUCCGUGGCCGACGCGUGGAGCAACGUCGUGGGGUUUGUGUUGCGGUACUUGCUCGAGCCAUACCUGUGCGACCGCACGGAUCCGUACGAGUACUACCAGAACACGACCAUCGCCGCGGUGCGAGAGAUCACGGAGAGCUCCAACGGCGGCGGGUCCUCCGUGGCGAGCAGUGUCACAUCCAUGCAUCGCCCUGACUCGAAAAUGUCGUCGCUUCGAGACGCAGCCAAACCUGUCGUAGCGACGACGAUACAACAAACGAGUGCGCAAGAGCAGGGUUCGCUCCGGAAACCGUCGCAAAUGAGAACGGCGUUUACGUAGCCUCACUUGUAUAUGGGCUACAACCGUAGCCAGUGCCGUUUUGGUUGUAUUGUCGUAAAUAAAUGACAUGUGUAUUCUAGUA
Messenger RNA from Aphanomyces astaci, 986 nucleotides. RefSeq lists its product as hypothetical. The transcript is spliced from 2 exons. The record is from RefSeq and is a predicted model, not a curated record. Lineage: Eukaryota; Oomycota; Saprolegniomycetes; Saprolegniales; Verrucalvaceae. The coding region runs from base 29 to 904 and encodes 291 amino acids. Gene Ontology annotation, molecular function: heme binding; oxygen binding.